Macadamia integrifolia is the source of this 1310-nucleotide messenger RNA. RefSeq names its product formimidoyltransferase-cyclodeaminase-like. The transcript has 4 exons. The record is from RefSeq and is a predicted model, not a curated record. Bases 1 to 1209 code for a protein of 402 amino acids. Gene Ontology annotation, molecular function: folic acid binding; transferase activity. NCBI's taxonomy places the organism in Eukaryota, Viridiplantae, Streptophyta, Magnoliopsida, Proteales, Proteaceae.
AUGGCUAAAGCGGCUUUUGAAUCCAUUGAUUUUGAAUCACACUCUGGAAGUCAUCAUCGGCUUGGAGUAGUUAACCAUAUCUUCUUCCUUUCUCUGGCUCAAACUUCUUUGGAUCAAGUGGCUCAAAUUGCAAAGGUUGUAGCUGCUGACUCCAAACUUCAAGGGGGCCUUGGGACAUCGGCAAAGAGAAGCAGGCAGAGGAUCAGAGCAAUGGAUUUCAGUCCAAGCAGCAACGAUAUGAAGAAAAAGAGCAUCACAGCCACGAUGAUCACGAAGCAAUCAAUGCUGCUGUGUUGCAAGCUUUACAUUUCAGAAUCACGAAACACAGAAGCGAUGGAGACGGUGGAAAGAGCCGGUGGCCUUGACCCAGAAACCGUGAUUAUCAAGAAGUUCGAAGAUAGAGAUUAUAACCGGGUGAGGUACACACUUGUGUCGUACGUGGCUCACGACACCACCGGCAACGCCGUCUACAGCCCUCUCCAACAAACGGUGAUUGCGAUGGUGGAGGCCGCUUAUGAAUCCAUCAACCUGGAGCUUCACUCUGGUGCACACCCUCGUCUCGGCGUCGUUGACCACAUAUGCUUCCAUCCUCUCUCUCGAGCUUCCUUGGACGAAGCGGCUUGGCUCGCUAAACUUGUUGCUACUGAUAUCGGCAAUAGACUCCAAGUACCUGUAUACCUGUAUGAAGCUGCACACCCAACAGGUAAGGCCCUUGACACCAUCCGGCGAGAGCUGGGCUACUUCCGGCCAAAUUCCAUGGGACAGUGGGUCGGGUGGGCCCUUCCAGAAAUCCUCCCUCAUAUACCAGAUGUGGGUCCUACACAAGUAUCUCGAGACAGAGGAAUUGCUGUGAUCGGUGCAAGUCCUUGGUAUGUAACAUACAACGUUCCACUCAUGUCUACCGAUUUGUCUGCUGCAAGAAAGAUUGCUCGGUUGGUGAGUGAAAGAGGUGGUGGGUUACCCACGGUUCAAUCACUUGGUCUGGUUCACGGGGAGCAGUCGACUGAGGUAAGUUGCAUUCUACUGGAACCGGACCGGGUUGGAGCCGACCGGGUGCAGAGUCAAGUGGAGAUACUAGCUGCCCAAGAAGGAUUGGAUGUGGAGAAGGGUUAUUUCACUGAUUUCUCACCAGAGAUGAUCGUUGAGACUUACAGGAAGUUAGUGUCUGGUGGUGAAGGUAAACAUGGUUUGAUGAAAUUAAGCAUCUAAUUUUGUCCCAGCUCUUAAAGAUUUAAGACUUAAGUUUCUUUUUCUAAGUUUAUAUUUUCGAUUUAAGUUAUUUAUUUAUUUAUUUAUUUUUAUGUUUAAAA